Messenger RNA from Gymnodraco acuticeps, 3463 nucleotides. It is a transcript of the gene gng12a, whose product is annotated as guanine nucleotide binding protein (G protein), gamma 12a. Gene Ontology annotation, biological process: G protein-coupled receptor signaling pathway. The coding region runs from base 375 to 593 and encodes 72 amino acids. The transcript is spliced from 3 exons. Gene Ontology annotation, molecular function: G-protein beta-subunit binding. The record is from RefSeq and is a predicted model, not a curated record. Lineage: Eukaryota; Metazoa; Chordata; Actinopteri; Perciformes; Bathydraconidae. Gene Ontology annotation, cellular component: heterotrimeric G-protein complex.
UGUUUCUCUCGGUCCGCCUCUCCUCCCGACUCAAUUCAGCUGUUUCGUCGCGAAGCGUCCAAUUGGCGGAGGAAAGGGAAAGGAGAGGGGGGAGACUGAUGUUCUAGAGAAGGAAGAAAGUAAACGAAAUUAAAUAUUAACACCACCCGUCAGCGGAAAGUUGAAGCGGCACUACUUUGAAGUCGCCGCUUUGGUCCAUGCAGAGACAGCGUAUGGUGUAAACACGGUAGUGGAGUUGUGACAUUGCGCGGUGAGCGACACGGCAGAGGGAAAGGUCUCCUCCCAGGCUGUUGACGGAUACAGCUCGGCUCCAGUGAAAGGAGACACGGCCGGACCUGACUGUUCACUACCUCGGCCAGUGUUGAGUUCCCAGGAUGUCUUCGAAGGCGCACAGCUCCAACAGCAUCGCCCACGCCCGGCGGACGGUGCAGCAGCUGAGGAUAGAGGCGAGCAUCGAGAGGAUAAAGGUCUCCAAGGCCUCUGCAGACCUCAUGAACUACUGCAGUGAACAUGCCAGAAACGACCCCCUCCUCAUGGGCAUCCCCACCUCAGACAAUCCCUUCAAGGACAAAAAAACCUGCACUAUAUUGUAGUGGAUGCCACUUAGCAUUUAUGUGUUUUAUUGUGCUUAUUAAUGUCGCUGUACUCUUUUGUUGGGAUAAGUGCGGGGGGGAUGGUAUCAUUACGUUCACAUCUUCUCUGAGCAGGGUGUGAGCUCCACUAACUGGGAGACUUUGCUGCAUAAGUUAGCGUCCUCCUCAGUGAUGCGUUUGAUUCUUCUUAAUGUGUGUAAACAUGUCUCCUAUUCAUUCGACAGUGACUCUUUCUGUCUCUCUGAUUUGCCUUAAUGCAUUCAUACAGCCAAAGCUUCCCUUCAGAAUCUUAAAUACUUUAAAAUGUAAGGCGAGACACAAACAUUUCUCAUGCUCUUGUCCAUUUCUGAUUUUUAAAACAUUCAAAAUACACCUUAAGAUCAUUAUUUUACCCUUUCUGAGUAUGUGGAUUUAUCCUAAAUUCACCCAAAGUUAGCAUUUGAUAACGUCAUUAUUUUUGGCAUAUUUCUACAUACACUUUUUGUUUAAUACAAAAUACAAUUUUCUUAUUGUAUGUGAAUAAUUAAGGAAGUCUCAUACUGAUAUAUAUUAGUUUUCUAGAUAUUACUGUCACCUGCAAAGGCCAAAACCACUGUGUAUCUAUCACUAUCCACUGAGCCACAGCCUCCCUAAUAGGCCAUCUCUAAGCGGUUGACCAAUCAUUCAUAGCCUGAUUUAUAUGAAAUGUUAUUCCUAAAAGCGUUGUUAAAAACAUUUUUUUGAAUACAAAGAGAAAUCCAAAAUUCCCAGUAAAAAAAUCUUGAAUUUUGAAUGGCUGGCUUUAUCAAAGGCUAUUUGCAUAUUUCACAUAGAAUUUUGAAACAAUCCACCUGUAGUGUCUCGCCUUAAAUGAAUAAUAAUGGUUCAGACUUCCCAUCAGUGUUUUAGAGAUGAUGUGCAGUUUAGCCGUUAUUCAAAUGUUACCAUGAAGUAUCUUUGAUUAAUGACAGUGCUAGUAACACUCAGUAUUCUGCAUCGUGGCUCUGACUGGCCACGAUAAUCCACAUGCUGUUUAACCCCCCAUGUUCCUAACAGUUGCAGUAUGCACCAUGAUACAGUGUUGUCUUAAACUGAGUUAAUCACCAUUCUGGGAGAUUCAUUCCAUAUCAACAUCUUCAAUCCAAGAACAUCGGCUCAGAUUCAAACCAUUGGGAUGAUAUGACUGUGUUGUCAGCUGCACAAUAUGGAGUGAAUGAAGCAACAAUGAAAAAGCUUGCGCACAUUAUUUUAUAAUUUUGUAAUGAAGACCCCCGAGAACCAAGCCAAACCAAUGGUACUGCAUUUAAAAAACGAGUGGUGCAGUAAUGAGUACUAAAACCAGGAAAUGAGCUAGCAUGGUGAUGCGCAGUCAUACCAUAGCAACCCAGUUUCAUGGUAUUUCGUGUUAUAGUCACGAAAUGCAUCUAUUGAUUCGUGUUCACCAACACAAUUUCCAAAAAAAUAUGGUGUCACAGAACGAUUUUGGAAGCAAUGUCUUUCUAUUGAUAUUAUGUUUCAUUCCUGCACCCAAUAAUAACAAAUUAGAAGGAAAAAAAGAUAAAAAUACAGAUUUCAGUAUUCUAAGGCUCUGAGCCCCAUUUAUUUUCCUCGCGGACGGCAAACAAAGUCCGACAUUAUACGAUUUAAAAUAAAAACAAUAAUCGUGGCUUGAUAUUGAGUAAGAACAUGUUUUUAUGAACCCCACAGCUUCCGGUCUUCCAAGACCCGACCGGACAAAAAGACGUGCUGCAGGCACGAAACAUACUACCAAUAGAAAUACAUUGCUUUUAAAAUCGUUCUGUGUGACACGAAAAAAAUAUGAAUCAAUAGAUUACAUUUAUUUCGCGACUAUUACACAAAAUGCCGUGAGACUGGAUUGACCAUUGUGAUGUAGUUUAAUUAUAGCUUAGCUUUAGCUGAUAGAAUUGACACUUCAAUAAUCACAAAGCAGUGGAAAUGAUCCUGCUGAACAAAGUGUGUUAGUAUCAUAAAGGAGCCACAGAGCUUCAGAGAGGAACAAUCCCAUUGCUUUUUGUUAAGGCAGCGCUUUGCGAUGCUAACGUCCGGGUCAGCCUUCAAAAACAGGUCAUCACUACACCACUGGCGGGCGUCUGAAUGAGGCUAUUUGUAGCUCUUCCUGCUAGAUAACUUUCUGUGGUACGAUAUUUUUGGGACACGCAGCACUGUGAGCUACGCUAAACUUCAGUGUGGAGCGAAUGUGCUAUCCUAAAGUGCUUUUGGCAGAAGUGGUGUAAAGGUACAGGUGCAUUCGUAGUGUGCAUUAAUGACAACAACCACUCUCCCAAUUCUGCUCUUGAAUUUGAAACGUGUGUCGGUGCAGGCGUUCAAACUAACAUGUUGUGAUUCUCUGGGUGACAUGUGACAGAAACAUUUAUAAUGUCUUACACUUGUAAGCCUUACUUAUGUUUGCCUUGUAUUAUGAAGAGCUCUCCUCCCGGAGUACUUUCUUUAAAAAAAAGUUCUUAUCAAAUGUGUCUACCUGUGGGAGGAUUUGUAACACCACUGUGCCAUUUGUUUUCGUCUACGUGUCACUCGCCUGGUGCUCCACUCUUCAGUAUCCUUAUUCUCUUUUUAACCAGUGGGGUUUUUUAUGAUUGUCUUUUCUUUCUUGCAAUAAAUAAAUCCUACAUGCCUCUUAAAGAAAAGCUCAGAUCACCACAGCAAUGUCGUGAUUUUUCUGUCCAUUCAGCGACUCCGUAACGGCCUUACUGCACCACUGAUAGAUGAAUUUAACCGUCAAAAUCUGACCUUUGAUAAAUGUCUUUAUUAAUAUACCGAUCUUGUAUGACGACUUACCUGAGAUGUAUAAAGAGAAGCAUUCCUAAAGUUCUAUGCUGUGCUAAUAUCUCAAUAAAGAUGUCAGAAGAGGA